AGAAGCAAGCACAAGUUUAAGAUCCACACCUACGGCAGUCCCACGUUCUGUGACCACUGCGGAUCGCUGCUGUACGGCCUCAUUCACCAGGGCAUGAAAUGCGACACCUGUGACAUGAACGUUCACAAGCAGUGUGUGAUGAACGUGCCAAGUCUGUGCGGGACCGACCACACCGAGCGCAGAGGAAGAAUCUUCCUCAAGAUCGAGGUCAACGUAGACAGACUCCACGUCACAGUGGGAGAGGCCCGAAACCUGAUUCCCAUGGACCCCAAUGGGCUCUCAGACCCGUACGUGAAGCUCAAACUCAUCCCAGAUCCCAAGAAUGAGACCAAACAGAAGACCAGGACCAUCCGCUCCUCGCUCAACCCCACCUGGAACGAGUCCUUCAUCUUUAAGUUGAAGGCGUCGGAUAAGGAGCGGCGUCUGUCAGUGGAAGUGUGGGAUUGGGACAGAACCACUCGUAACGACUUCAUGGGCUCCAUGUCCUUCGGUGUGUCUGAGCUCAUCAAAGCUCCUGUGAGCGGAUGGUAUAAGAUGUUAAACCAGGAGGAGGGUGAGUACUACAACGUGCCCAUCCCAGAGGAGAGCGACAUCAACCUGGAGCUGCGGCACAAGUUUGAGGCCUGUCAGUUCAAUUUCCACCUGCUAAAGAAAGCCAGGCUCGGUCCUGGGAAGAAAGUCAUCAAUCCCUCGGAUCACCGACGCUUCAGUUUACCAUCCGGGAACAUGGACAGAGUUCGGCUCAACGACUUUCAUUUCCUGGCUCUUCUCGGCAAAGGCAGUUUUGGGAAGGUGAUGUUGGCGGAGAUGAAGUCCACUGAGGAGCUGUACGCCAUUAAGAUCCUGAAGAAGGACGUGGUGAUCCAGGACGAUGACGUGGAGUGUACGAUGGUGGAGAAGAGAGUGUUGGCCCAGAGAGACAAGCCACCUUUCCUCACACAGCUGCACUCCUGCUUCCAGACUGUGGAUCGUCUGUACUUUGUGAUGGAGUACAUUAACGGUGGAGAUCUGAUGUAUCACAUCCAGCAAGUGGGCAAGUUUAAGGAGCCACAAGCCGUCUUCUAUUCAGCCGAGAUUGCUGUGGGACUCUUCUUUCUUCAUAGGAAGGGAAUUGUUUACAGAGAUCUGAAGUUGGAUAACGUGAUGUUGGACGCCGAGGGCCACAUUAAGAUCGCAGACUUCGGCAUGUGUAAGGAAAACAUGUAUGAGGGCAUGACGACGCGCACCUUCUGCGGGACGCCGGAUUACAUCGCUCCGGAGAUAAUCGCCUAUCAGCCGUACGGUAAGUCUGUGGACUGGUGGGCGUACGGCGUGCUCCUCUACGAGAUGCUGGCUGGGCAGCCCCCCUUCGAUGGCGAGGAUGAGGACGAGCUGUUUCAGUCCAUAAUGGAGCACAAUGUGUCCUACCCCAAAUCCAUGUCCAAAGAGGCUGUGUCCAUCUGUAAAGGGCUGAUGACGAAGCAUCCAUCGAAGCGUCUCGGUUGCGGUCCGGAGGGGGAGAGGGAUAUAAAGGAGCAAGCGUUCUUCCGCAGAAUUGACUGGGAGCGGCUGGCCAACAGAGAGAUACAGCCUGUUUUCAAACCCAAAGUGAGCGGCAAAGCAGCGGAGAACUUCGACAAAUUCUUCACCCGCACGCAGCCCAUGCUGACCCCUCCAGACCAACUGGUCAUCGCCAACAUCGACCAGAGCGAAUUUGCUGGAUUCUCUUUCAUAAACCCAGAGUUCAUCCACCCAUCGUCGCUUCACAGCGUGGUAUGAGACGAUGAAGAAGAGGCUAAAACUAACAACUGCAUCCAUGUUAUCAAUGAACUCAUCCAAACUUUGUAGACAGUUGAAUACCCUUUAUCUGAACAUAUCUGAACUGAGGGGGGACUGGAGAAGUGGAGACUUUGAGGGUAAUAUAUAAUGGAGAUGAUUUAUGAUCUGUUCCAAAGCCUGCUGAGCAUUUUUUUUGUUUGGCAACAUCCAUUGGACCUUUCCAUUACACUAAAGUCUCUUCAUAUUUUUUUUAAAUGUUCCAAGGAACAAAAAGUUAUUGUAAGUCCUUUUCAACCAAAAAAAUGGCUCUUCACUGGAGAAAACCACAUUUUGAACUUUUGUUAUUAAAGGGUUAGUUCACCCAAAAAUGAAA
Pimephales promelas (fathead minnow) is the source of this 2131-nucleotide messenger RNA. NCBI's taxonomy places the organism in Eukaryota, Metazoa, Chordata, Actinopteri, Cypriniformes, Leuciscidae. The record is from RefSeq and is a predicted model, not a curated record.